CAAUAAAAUAAGAGCGUGCGGACGGCAGAGUUGAAAAUAAGUGUGAUGAAAAUGGAGGUGUGUGGAGUUUUGGAGACACCUCAAUUGCUUGGGCAAAGUCCAUAUCUUCGCUCUCUACUUCCCCAGAAAGUUUCUCAGUGUGGAGAUAUAGGAGGAUGAGUACUUCCCCUGUUAACAGCAGCAGCAUUGACUCUGGGGCAUCUCAGAAGGCAGAUGAGAUGAUUGUUUCAAUAACUGGAGCCACUGGGUUUAUAGGUAAAAGAUUGGUGCAGAAAUUGCAAGCAGAUAAUCAUCGCGUGCGGGUCUUGGCACGGUCUAGGUCGAAAGCUCUGUCAGUAUUUCCGGUCAAGGACUAUCCAGGACUUGAAAUAGCAGAGGAGCCAGAGUGGGGAAACUGCAUUCAAGGAUCAACAGCUGUUGUAAAUUUGGCUGGAACGCCUGUAAGCCAGAAAUGGACUCCUGAGAUCAAGAAAGAUAUCAUGGAAAGCAGGACUAAAGUAACUUCAAAGGUUGUCGAUUUAAUUAACAGUUCACAGGAUGAACUUUGUCCCAAGGUUUUGAUUAGUGCAACAGCAAUCGGCUACUACGGCACCAGUGAAACAAGCGUUUUCGAUGAGAACAGUCCAUCUGGAAAUGAUUACCUGGCAGAGGUUUGUAGAGAAUGGGAAGCAGCUGCUCUAAGGGUUAAUAAGGAUGUCAAGACAGCGUUGAUUCGUAUUGGUCUUGUCCUUGGAAAAGAGGGUGGUGCUUUGGCCAAAAUGAUUCCCCAGUUCAAGAUGUUUGCUGGUGGACCUAUGGGGUCUGGAAGGCAAUGGAUUUCAUGGAUUCAUGUGGAUGACAUGGUAAACUUGAUCUACGAGGCUCUAUGCAACCCUGCUUAUAAAGGAGUGAUCAAUGGCACGGCACCAAACCCUGUUCGGCUGUCAGAGUUGUGCAACCAUUUGGGAUCCACCUUGGGACGGCCCUCUUGGCUGCCUAUACCAGAAUUUGUACUCAAAUUUGCUCUCGGAGAAGGUGCUUGUCUGGUUCUUGAAGGACAAAAUGUGAUUCCAGCGAGGGCCAAGGAACUUGGUUUUGCUUUCAAGUAUACUGACGUGAGAGAGGCUCUGAGAUCGAUCGUUACUGAGAAAACUCAGGCCUGAGACACAAUUAUAAGAUAAAAUUCUAGAUUCUUUUCUUUCAUGUAGACUGCCAACAGGAUGUUUGGAAUAUUGGUCAGGUUUGAUUCACUUUUAUCUUGGUUGGAGAAACUACCCUCAGUUUGCGCCAGCCACUUUGUCUGGGAUGUGAUAGGCUUUUAUUAUUUGUUUUUUUUCUUCCGAAAUUCUGUUGCUAUGUAAAUGUAACAUGUGAAGUAUAGAAAUGCCACAGUUCAAUUUCAAGAUU
Messenger RNA from Sesamum indicum (sesame), 1386 nucleotides. Its product is annotated as epimerase family protein SDR39U1 homolog, chloroplastic. NCBI's taxonomy places the organism in Eukaryota, Viridiplantae, Streptophyta, Magnoliopsida, Lamiales, Pedaliaceae. The record is from RefSeq and is a predicted model, not a curated record.